UUUAAGCCACAGGUUACAAAACUGUUGCGAAGUUCAUUGAAAUUAUCCAGCCUUUUAUAUCAAAACAGUGCAGACAACGAACUAUUAGAUUGCACGAGUCAUGUUGUUCGUAAUUAUUACAUGGAAUUAUAUGUAUUGUUACGUUUCUCAUGGGUUUCAGAUAUUAGAUAUAUCGUAGGAUGACGUAUCGGUACUGUAGCUGGUUAACUAGUUAGCUUGCUGUUUUGGUUUCUAGCAUAGCAUCAUCAAGCAGUUUUUUCUGGACACGGAACAAUGUUUUUUGGUGCAAUUGUACAGUUGUUUACCGAACUAGGAGGACCUAUACCAAACGCUGAAGAAAGUGCAGCCAUGGCAGGAAGAGUAAACACCAGCCCUCCGGUGAAAUGCUUGUUCACGAGCAAUGAGUCAAUAGUCACGAUCAGUCUUCUACGGUGAGCUAGUGUAAAUUUACUUUUAGGUCGUGUCAUAUUCCUCAUGUGACAUGUCCUCGCCGUCACCGGUACAAAUUCGGGAGGCGAACGCACACCUGGCCGCGGUGCACAGGCGGGUAGCAGAACUGGAGCAGCGGCUCGAGGCAGCAGAGAACACCGUGAGGGAGCAAGCGGAGAGUCUCAUCAGGAAGGACGAGCAACUGAGGGCUGCUACCCAGGAGAUCACCGAGGCCAAGAAUAAAGAGAUUUACUACCUCCACGAGAAGCUGUGCAAGUCAGAGGACACCAUCCAGAGGUUUCAGAACAUGGUCAAGGAGAAGGAUGCUAUGAUAGGCCAGUUGCAACAUCGCUGCCAGCUCCUGGACAACAUCUGUAAGAGCAGGCCUUUACUAGACAGUAUGCUGUUCCAUAUGGCUGAGGCAGAAAGACUUGGGCCAGUGAUGGGGAUGGGUGAACCCACUGUCAAAACAUCCCUCACAGACGGGGAGUCAAACUGCAGUCCCAACCGCAUCUCUAACCACAAAGACUUCUCUCUCAGUGAGGAUGACCAGGAGCUGGAUGAUAUAGUGUUUGGAACAACUGUAUAGUACAAGGCCCCUGAGAAGAGUUGGGUUAGUGAAGAGGUUCUAGAAGAGGGUGGUACUUGAAGUAGAGGCAUGAGUCAUUUCAAAACAUCUGCAUGUUGUUAUUGAAUUUAAAAAAAAUCUCAAAUAGAACAUUUGUGCUCUAAGUAGUUCUUUAUACUCUGCAGAUAACUUACAAGUUAAUAUGAUGUCACAUGGGGGAACUGCUUGACACGUUAUGAAGCCUUUGGUUUAACCAAAUAAAGGGAAACUAAUCUGCCUUGAUUACACAUCUUAACCAGACAAUAACCAGGUGUCCAUUUGACAUCAGUUUCUGUUGUUUUAACUGCUGUAUUUUUGUACUGUAAUAUUUGGAAWUGGUGUAAAAAUGACCUCAUGUUCAGCUCAAAGUGUUCAAAUGUCAAAAAGUGUUGAGAAGGUCAGAGUUCAGAAAGUACAUCUGUCGCACAUGCAAGGCUAGGUUCUACUGCAUCCCAUGCAUUUGACUAUAUAGUAUACACGUUUCAGUCAUUCUGCACUAACAAAGUUUUUUUUUAAGUGACAAUUAAAUUUAAAGUGCUUGAGGUUAUUUUCGGGGAGUGUACUUACUCUACACGUAUCCCAUGUAAGCAUGACAUUUUAAUGGUUAAUCUAAGACYUACAUUAGCCUCUUGUUGGCGUCAAUAUUUGCUUCAGAGAAGCAAAGUCUAUGCAACAUUGAAGUUUGCGUCACUCUUACAGUACACUCACUCUUGCAUUAUAGAAGAUGSUACAUAGAUGUGACAUUCCAGUAGGGUCAAAAGCAGGGGAAAUCAUGCCUUGUGCUCUCAUAAUAAUAGUGUACUGUUUUGCUUAGUCAUUAUAUAUUGUGUUGGCUUAAAUCAUCAGGUGGCUAAAAGUAUUGUGUUAUGUCUGCUGUGUCUUUCAGUACAACUGCAUGAUUGUGCAGCUUAAACUGUUCCUCUUGUGAUCAUUGUACCUGUGCUUUAACACGGGAACAGUUGUGCCUCUGAACUGUCACGUGUGUUGCUCUGUUCAUUUAAGAAAAUAUUUUCUGAGAAGUGGUAUUUUGAUUCAAUGAGGGAAGUUUUUUUUUUUAGCAACAGACCAGUCUGUCUGCUACAUUAAUAAAUUAUUUAUUUAUACAA
Messenger RNA from Salvelinus sp. IW2-2015, 2142 nucleotides. RefSeq names its product vimentin-type intermediate filament-associated coiled-coil protein. The record is from RefSeq and is a predicted model, not a curated record. Lineage: Eukaryota; Metazoa; Chordata; Actinopteri; Salmoniformes; Salmonidae.